Microcebus murinus (gray mouse lemur) is the source of this 808-nucleotide messenger RNA. Lineage: Eukaryota; Metazoa; Chordata; Mammalia; Primates; Cheirogaleidae. The record is from RefSeq and is a predicted model, not a curated record.
CUGUAACAUGUAAUAACACUGUAAUACUGUAAUAAUAAUGUAAUGUGCUAAAUCUGGCUUUCUAAAUUCCACCCCGGUGGCCUCACUGGGUCUCGACCUUUCCCCGGUGGCAGGAGGCGGACCCGUCCGAGCGCGUCAUCGCUCCCAUGCGGUGGGGCCUGGUCCCCUCUUGGUUCAAGGAGCGCGACCCUCGCAGCCUGCAGUUCAACACCACCAACUGCCGCAGCGACACCAUCUUGGAGAAAAGGUCCUUCAAGGUGCCUCUUGGGAAGGGAAGACGCUGUGUCGUGUUGGCAGACGGAUUCUACGAGUGGCGGAGAUGUCCCGGGUCCGGCCAGCGGCAGCCCUACUUCAUCUACUUCCCCCAAGCCCAAACGAAGCAGGCCGGCGGCGGCAGCGGCGGCGGGGGUCCCCCACGCGGUCUCGGGGACCGGGAGGCGGUCUGGGAAGAUUGGAGGCCGCUGACCAUGGCCGGCAUCUUCGACUGCUGGGAGCCCCCCGAGGGAGGCGACGCCCUGUAUUCCUUCUCCAUCAUCACGGUGGACUCCUGCCAAGCCCUGAGCGACAUCCACCACAGGCGAGUCACCCUCUGCCCGGGGCCCGGAAGGAUCCGAAGGAGGAUUUGGCCUCCGCGUCCCCUUCCCGUGUAGCCGGAUUUUAGAGGACGGGAAAAGCUGUGCGUUGUUGUUCCCAAAGACACACUCCUGAUCCAGACCUCGAAAUGCCAAGGAAUCAGAGAAAUAAUAAGUUAUAAAAAAAAAAUUAGGCCGGGGCGCCUCCGGAGGCGCACGCCUGUCGUCCCGGGGCU